AGGGUCAACUGCUCGGGCAUCGUCCGCGGGGAGCAGAGAGCCCUCGAGGAGGCUCAGAUCAGCAACCUGGAGGUGGCGAACAGAAGGGCUCCGCUGACCCCCGGCGAGUACCUGAACAUGACGAGGGACUGCAGAAGCUACAAGGAGGCUCGGCAGUUCAUCGAGUUCCCGCUCAGCCAAGAGGAGGCAGAGUUCCCCAUCGCUUACUCCAUGGUGAUCCACAACAAAAUCGAGAUGUUCGAGAGGCUCCUGCGGUCUCUCUACGCUCCCCAGAAUAUCUACUGUGUCCACAUCGACAGCAAGUCCCCGGCUGAAUUCCAGGAGGCUGUGCGGGCCAUCGCAGGCUGCUUCCCCAACGUCUUCGUGGCCAGUCGCCUGGAAAGCGUGGUCUAUGCCUCCUGGUCCCGGCUGCAGGCUGACCUCAACUGCAUGCAGGACCUGCUGCAGAGCCCUGUGCCUUGGCGCUACAUCCUCAACACCUGCGGCACCGACUUCCCCAUCAAGACCAACGCCGAGAUUGUCCGUGCCCUGAAGGUGCUGCAGGGACGGAACAGCAUGGAGUCAGAGAAGCCCUCGGCAGCCAAGCAGGGACGCUGGCAGUACCACCACGAAGUGGGGAAUGUCAUCUCCCGCACUGCCCAAAAAAAACAGCCACCACCCCACAACUACCCCAUGUUCACAGGUAAUGCCUACAUCGUGGUCACACGGGACUUCGUGCAGCACAUCUUUGAGAACCCCACGGCACAAAAGUUCCUCGAGUGGGCUAAGGACACGUACAGCCCUGACGAGCACGUCUGGGCCACCCUGAACCGCAUGCCAGGCGUGCCG
Acanthisitta chloris (rifleman) is the source of this 828-nucleotide messenger RNA. RefSeq names its product glucosaminyl (N-acetyl) transferase 3, mucin type (gene GCNT3). Gene Ontology annotation, cellular component: membrane. NCBI's taxonomy places the organism in Eukaryota, Metazoa, Chordata, Aves, Passeriformes, Acanthisittidae. The transcript has a single exon. The annotation marks the transcript as partial. The record is from RefSeq and is a predicted model, not a curated record. Gene Ontology annotation, molecular function: acetylglucosaminyltransferase activity.